AUGUCUGUGUUGAAUCCGGCGCAUUACACUGUCGCAUGGAUCGCCCCUCUCGAAAUCGAAGCACGCGCUGCCUUGCUGCUACUUGAUAACAGGCACCCGGGCGGAUUCCCUUUGAGCCGUGGCGAUGACUACAUCUUUCUACCAGGCGAUGUCUGCGGCCACAACGUCAUCAUUGCGACCCUGCCCGCCGGCCAGGAAUACGGGACUGGUUCCGCAGCUGCGAUUGCCAGCCAAGUGAAGAAAUGCUUUCCAAACCUCUGGUUCGGCCUGCUCGUUGGCGUCGCGGCAGGUCUCCCGAAUUUCUCGCGAACCCCUCCUCUAGAUAUCCGUCUGGGUGACGUCCUCGUCAGUUUACCAGAAGGCGAUAGUCCAGCGCUCGUCGCUUACGAUCUGGGCAAGGAUACAAACCAAAAUGGUUUCCAGCUUUUACACGGUGGACGCGUACUAUCUGCCACGGAAACAGUCGUUCGAUCAGCCAUUGGCAGGAUCAAACUUGAAGCGCCCAACGAUGCAGUUUUGCUUUUACCUUAUUACGAAAAGAUAAAAGACGAAGAGCACUCUAACGGCUCAUUUGUCGAUCCUGGUCAGGAGAACGACCUUUAUUAUCAUGUGGAUAAUGAUGGGGCGGAACGUCUGAAGCAACGCCAACCGAGACCGGAUUCUAAGAGAACGCGAGUUUGGUACAACAUCAUCGGUCUCGAGAUGGAGGCCGCCGGAACCAUGAAUCGCAUUGCUGUGGGCGUCAUCCGAGGGGUCUGCGACUAUGGAGACGAACAUAAGAAUAAGCAAUGGCAGCCAUAUGCUGCUGCAAUGGCUGCGGCGUAUGCCAAAGCUGUGCUGGCACAGAUCACGCCAGGAACAGUUGUGCAAAGUGAAGAGGCUGCGACGCAGAUUCGCAAAGCGAAAUCCCUAACCAGUGUCCCCAAACGUCCGCUCGAGGAGAGUUCUGCGAUUGAAGCUACCUUCCGAUCGACGAGAUCUCGUGUAGCAGGCCCGGAUAUGCAAGCUUCACACAGUUUCACCGCAGAUGCUGAUAUUGGAACAUUGACCAAAGAAGAGGAGGAAACGCUCCUGCAAUCAUUGGCCUUCGAUCAGAUCGAUGACCGUCAUAAUACUAUCGGAAUCGCACUCACAGACACUUGUCAGUGGCUGCUGGAAACGUCAAGCUUUCGGGACUGGCUUGACCCAGGAAUGCUCGACGAGCACCACGGCUUUCUCUGGAUUAAAGGAAAACCGGGAGCAGGAAAGUCAACACUCAUGAAAUUUGCACUUCAAAAUUCUCAAGAGGCAAAAAGAAGUAACAUCAUAUUUUUCUUCUUCAACGCUCGUGGAGAUGAUCUGGAGAAGUCCACGGCCGGAAUGUAUCGAUCAUUAUUACUACAACUUUUCGAAAGACUUCCGCAGCUUCGGCACGUACUCAACUGCUUCCGACUUACGAUGAAGAAUGGAAGCACCCCUCGUUGGACUACUCAGCAUCUGAAAUCGCUUUUUUCCCAAGCUUUGCACGACCUCGGAGAGUCCCCAUUGAUGAUGUUCAUCGACGCUCUGGAUGAAUGCGACGAGGACCAGAUCCGGGACAUGGUGGCAUUUUUGCAAGAUACUGCCGGGAAAGCCCGGCAGAAAAAGACUAUGCUGCAAAUCUGCUUUGCGAGCAGAUACUACCCUGAAAUCACAAUUGAGAAGGGCAUCCAUUUGGACAUUGGGUCACAGGAAGGGCAUGAUCAAGACAUAAUGACCUAUGUAAAAAGAAAGCUGCGAAUAGGACAGGAUAAAACUGCCCGAAAGAUCCGCGCUACACUCAUUGAGAAGGCAUCGGGUGUUUUCAUGUGGGUUGUCUUGGUGGUGCGGAUCUUGCAGAAGGUCUUCGACAAGGGAAACAGACAUGAGCUUGAGGCCCGGCUGCAGACAACACCCAAAGACCUCAACGCUUUGUUUCACGACAUCCUAACACGCGACGACUGCCGUCAGAAUGAGCUGCUUUGGUGCAUUCAAUGGAUGCUCUUUGCCAGGCACCCCUUGAGUCCCGGCCAACUACGAGAAGCCGUUCUCUGCGGCGCUGCGCCGAAUCAGUCGCGAGCUUGGCUUCGCGAGAGAAUUGACGAUAGUGAAAUUAAGCGUUUCGUCAUUGAUUGUUCCAAGGGUCUUGCGGAGUUAACCAAAUCCAAGAGGAACCCAACCGUUCAGUUCAUUCACGAGUCCGACAAAGCCAAGAGCGGCUGA
This is a messenger RNA of Akanthomyces muscarius, 2220 nucleotides long. RefSeq lists its product as uncharacterized. The transcript is spliced from 5 exons. Lineage: Eukaryota; Fungi; Ascomycota; Sordariomycetes; Hypocreales; Cordycipitaceae. Bases 1 to 2220 code for a protein of 739 amino acids. Gene Ontology annotation, biological process: nucleoside metabolic process. The record is from RefSeq and is a predicted model, not a curated record. Gene Ontology annotation, molecular function: ATP hydrolysis activity.